CGGAAAAGGGUUGAUGAAACUUUGGGAAUCUUCAGUUCUUCCUAUUCCACCCUUUUGACAGGGUAUUGCUACCUUCCUCUAACACCAAGCCCACCACCAACAACCAACCCAGAAUGCCAUAGCAUUCCAACAAUUAAAUAAACACAAAAAAUAAAAAAGUCAUUUUUUUUGUUCCGUGUAGCUUUUUGGAGCUGGAUUCUCCUUGAAUUCUUCGUUUGACUAGUUUUUGUUUCUGGGUUUGUUUGAUCUUUUCAAAGGUUUCCAGCUCUUGCCUGCUGCCAAGAAUUAUUCAUACCAAAAACUGCCUUCUUGCUGCUCGUGUUUACCUUUUGCUCGGUUAAGUGGGAUGUGGAGAGAUCCGGGAGUUUCAGCUGAUUCUUUCUAUGAAAUCCGCCCGGAAUGUACCGAUGUUCCUAUUUCUCGAUUUAAAAUCAAGGCUGGUAAAACACUAAGUGCAAGAAAGUGGCAUGCUGCAUUUACUCCAGAAGGGUAUCUAGAUAUAGGCAAGACUCUAAGCCGAAUCUACCGUGGGGGAGUCCAUCCAUCUAUCAGGGGAGAAGUUUGGGAAUUUCUACUUGGUUGCUAUGACCCCAAAAGUACAUUUGAGGAAAGAGAUCAGAUAAGACACCGCAAAAGAAUGCAAUAUGCUACACUUAAAGAAGAAUGCCGCCAAUUGUUUCCUCUUAUUGGAAGUGGUAGAUUUGUCACAGCACCUGUUGUUACUGAAGAUGGUCUUCCAAUUCAAGAUCCAUUGGUUCUGAAAGAAACAAAUUCAGCCAAGGGAUUGGAUGUACAUCAUCAAGAUAAUAAUAAUCAUUCAAGUAGGAUUGCUACAAAUAGUUUACAGAAGGUGACAGACAAGAUAGUAGUCCAGUGGCUGUUAACUCUUCAUCAAAUAGGUCUUGAUGUGGUUCGCACUGAUAGGACAUUAGUUUUUUAUGAGAAGCAAGAAAACCUGUCAAAAUUAUGGGAUGUACUAGCUGUUUAUGCUUGGGUAGAUAAAGACGUUGGCUAUGGUCAAGGAAUGUGUGACCUAUGCUCCCCUAUGAUAAUUCUUCUUGAUGAUGAAGCAGAUGCAUUUUGGUGCUUUGAGCGUCUGAUGCGCAGGCUUCGCGGCAAUUUUAGAUGCACUGAGAGCUCUGUUGGGGUGACAUCUCAACUAAAUGUGUUGGCUUCAGUUACUCAAGUAAUUGAUCCAAAACUUCAUAACCAUUUAGACAAUCUUGGUGGAGGUGACUAUCUGUUUGCUUUUCGAAUGCUAAUGGUUUUGUUUCGUCGAGAAUUCUCCUUUUGUGAUUCAUUGUAUCUUUGGGAAAUGAUGUGGGCCUUGGAAUAUGAUCCUGACUUGUUCUUGAUGUAUGAAAUGCCUGAAUCAGCUUCUGAAAAAGCUGUGGGCUCAAAAGGGAAAUCAAAGUCAAUACGUCAAUGUGGAAAGUAUGAGAGAGAAUUUUUGAAGAGUGGAUCAAAGAAUGCUUCUCAAGCUCCUCUUCCUAUAUCUGUUUUCCUUGUUGCUAGUGUUUUGAAAGAUAAAAGUUCAAAACUACUCCAAGAAGCACGGGGUUUGGAUGAUGUUGUCAAGAUCUUGAACGACAUAACUGGGAAUCUAGACGCCAAAAAAGCUUGCAAUGGGGCUAUGAAACUUCAUAAGAAAUAUUUGAAAAAGGCCAAGAAACCCUAGCACCAAAUACAUCUAUAUAUUCACUGAUUCUUUGUAAUGUGUUGUAUGAUACAUUUGUAUCAUUCGCCACGAGGGAGGUAAUAAUGGAGAACAUUAGGAGUUUACAGAAUUGGAAAAAGGGAUUCAAAUAUCCAACCAUCAAAAUCCCUGAGCAACUGUUGUAUGUGAAAUCAAUUUGAUUUUUCUUUUUUCUUAUGUAUCCGAAAGAAGUGAGAUUGUAUAUGAAAAUAGAAUUUUUCUGUAGAACUGUCUAUUUUGUUGGACUUAGUUAUUGCAUAUGGGAAAACAAGGUAUAUGAAACAGCCAUUCUUUCUACUA
Vigna umbellata (rice bean) is the source of this 1996-nucleotide messenger RNA. Lineage: Eukaryota; Viridiplantae; Streptophyta; Magnoliopsida; Fabales; Fabaceae. The record is from RefSeq and is a predicted model, not a curated record.